CUUCAACUGCUAUGCGGGCUUGUGCGGCGUCCGCCUAGGUCUGCGGGUUGUGCUUCCGGUGCGAAGGUCAGGGACAAGAUGGUGCAGGUGUCUCCGCUCAUCAAGCUCGGCCGCUGCUCCUUCUUAUUCCUCGGCAUGGCCUCCAGAGCCACGCACUACAGUUACCUAAAACCUCGGGCAGAAGAGGAGAGGAGGAUAGCGGCAGAGGAGAAGCAGCAGCAGGAUGAACUGAAACGGAUUGCCAAAGAAUUGGCAGAAGCCCAAGAGGACACCAUAUUAAAGUGAGUGACCCUCCCAGCCUCUCUUUGGAGCAGCAGCGGAUGAAUAAAGCUUCCUGUGUUGUAGGAU
Molecule: messenger RNA, 348 nt
Organism: Cebus imitator (Panamanian white-faced capuchin)
Lineage: Eukaryota; Metazoa; Chordata; Mammalia; Primates; Cebidae
Product: ATP synthase subunit e, mitochondrial-like
Exons: 1
Coding region: 79-285 (68 amino acids)
Biological process (GO): proton motive force-driven ATP synthesis
Molecular function (GO): proton transmembrane transporter activity
Source: RefSeq, a predicted model, not a curated record